GCUGCCUUGGAACGCCAGAUCCGCCCAAUUUACGAUGCACUCGACACGGGCUCCAACAAGUCGGCCAUAGUUUCUUGCAACAAGCUCUUGAAGAAGCAGCCGAAUAAUGACCUGUUGAAGGCCCUCAAGGCAUUGGCUCUAGUCCGAUCGCAAAAGGUCGAGGAAUCAUUGAUGCUAUGCGAUGAAGUACUUGCACACCGACCCAUGGAUGACGCGACGCUGUCCGCCAUGUCGCAUGUCCUCCGCGGUCUUGGUCGUCACACGGACGUUGUCAAGAUGUUCGAGGAAGCCUUUAAGGCGCAACCUUUCAACGAGGAAUAUGGAGCACAGACCUUCUUCGCAAACGCCAGGAUUGGGAACUGGAAAGCCGCACAGCUGGUUGCCACCAAAAUGCAUAAGCAGUUCCAAGAGGACAGGUAUAUCUACUGGUACGUUAUUGCUGUCAUGCUCCAGGCCAAUGAUCCAGCGACUCCCGAGAACAUGAAAGGCCUCCUCCAUAAGCUUGCACACAGCAAACUCAUGACAUCCCCAACGCCAGCUUAUGUCAUGCCUGAUCGACUAUACCUGCAUCUCACUGUGCUGCGUGAACUGGGAAUGUUUGACGAUGCACAAAAGGUGCUAGAUCACGAGACUGGCAGGAACAUGUAUAAUGCGAGUCUAGUUGUCGAUGAGCUCCGUCGAGAACUAUGGCGCCUCUCCGGCCGGUGGACGCAGGAGCGAGAGCUCGCGGAGCACCGAAUCACGGAGAAGAAGGAUCGGAAUUGGCUGGAAUUCCUGUCCGUCCUCGACGCGACCUUUUCCUCCGUCACUUCGUCGUCGCCUGUCGACGAGGAUUCCCGGGCUGAGUGCCUCGAGCGCAUUACACAGGCCAGAGAACUAUUCAACCGCGUUGCCGAGGAGGACGGCGUUAAGGAUCGCUCAGGUCUACUAGCGCUUAUCGAGCUAGAGAAACGAUCAAGACAUCACGAUUUCUGUCAAGAUUCUUCGGAGCUCCUUUCUCUCAUGCAAAAAUAUUGGCAUCAGUUUGGAGAGAAGAUGUGCUUCUUCGAGGAUAUUCAGCCAUAUCUGGACUUGGACAGUGACACUCUUUCCAAAUGGACCACCUUUCUGGACUCUGUCCAACCUUCAUAUGACACCGAGCCGAAUCUGCGUCGUACAAUAAACUGGUAUAAGACACGGCGGUACACUAUCCCUGAGGCUCAGAUAACUGCAGAGUUGGAAUCGGAGCGCGCAUCGGAGUAUACCAAGGCGUACCUGACGGGUUUGCCGCUUGGGAAGAGUUUACCUGAGACGGAGCUGCAGCCUGCUGAUGAUCUUGCUCUCCUUGCGGCGCAUGCAUUCAUCUCCUCUUGGACAGCUGGCGGCGGUGAGGCACAGCUGUAUAAUGCGGCUGUGGUCCUCGAAUACGGUCUCGGCAGAAGUAAGCAAUCGUACCAUAUGCGGUUGCUGCUUAUCCAAAUAUACAGAUUACUCGGCGCACCCAGUCUAGCACUGGAACACUACCGGCUGUUACACGUGAAGCAGGUUCAGAAUGACACCCUUUCGCACUUGGUCCUAGCAAGAGCCUCAACUUUCUCUCUGGCUGCCACGGGCGACUUGACGUACCCUUCUGAGUGCCUCGAAUCCAGCCACAUCUACAUGAGCAACUCCCAUGAGACUUCGGAUUUCAUUGUCAGGGCAUUUACUCAGGAGAAAUACUCACAGGUGCGUUUUAUUCCGGAUCUGAUUGCUUUGGAAGAGAGACUCGAUAAUUCACUCCAAAGGGACCUUGUAAAGCUUGAGCAUGUCCGGAUGAGGAUAACACAUGAGCCGGUGAACUCGGAGUUGAUUGACAUGGAACUCAUCGAGCUGAAGUUCAAUUUCGACCGAUAUCAUUACGACAACCGAGACAUCAAAGUUUUCAGUAACUAUCAACCUCGCGGUCAGAAAUCAACAUUUGAGCAAACGUUGUUAUUUAAGAAUUUGCCAGGAUCAGGAUGGCUGUUUGCUUUCUUGAAGAUCUACAUCAGGGCGCUGCAACACGCUAGUGAUGUAGACGAGACAGUAGAAGCCAAACUGUUAAUCGGGGACAGACCCAAGCAAAGUCAUGAACCUGAAAUCCAACGACCACUGAAGGAACGGCUGGCUCACCGCAAACAGGAAGAGUUGGACCAGUUAACUCCCAGUGAACUCGCAUUUUAUGACUUUGCCACAGUUUUGGGUGAAUGGUUGGAACCUCACCAUGAUCACAUACGGCCCCCACCCUCAGCUGUUCUAGCCGAAGCGUCGAAGCAGACUGAAGCCAAGACGGGGCGUCCAUUACAGGGCAUCGACAUCUCCGCUGAUCUUCCCACCAAUGGGCACGCUAAGAAAGACGAGGAGGCACCACCAGUGAAGGAUGCGCCGGCAUCAAUCGCUGGUUUCUUCGAUGACAUGCUAGCCCGUUUCAAACAGCUAGUUGAAGGCGGUGCUCUGCCACCUGAGCUUCUUCAUGUGGCUGCUUUGACUCAGGAAGCUUUGAUCCUGUUCACGAUCGAGACUCUUCGUUUCAAACCAGCGUCCAUCGUGAAAAUCCAUAAGCUUGGCGCCUUGGUUGCGAGCUGCAAAACGAUUCGAACGAAGGCCGCGGACGUCUUGAAGGAAAUGUCCGCAGAGUUAACGAAGAUCAGCGAAAAGGAGGGUACCCAAGAGCGACGUAAGGCCUUCGUAGAACUUUGUAAGCCUGUCCAGGCGACCGGCCAGAUUGAUCAUGACUUCGUCCUCGACGUCGCAAAAAGAGUCACCGACUCUCGCAAAAAGGUGUUAGAGGGUGUUGCGAAAGGUAUCCUCAAAGUAACCUCAGUUCAUGCAUAA
Molecule: messenger RNA, 2832 nt
Organism: Gloeophyllum trabeum ATCC 11539
Lineage: Eukaryota; Fungi; Basidiomycota; Agaricomycetes; Gloeophyllales; Gloeophyllaceae
Exons: 19
Biological process (GO): N-terminal peptidyl-methionine acetylation
Cellular component (GO): NatB complex; cytoplasm
Molecular function (GO): protein binding; protein-N-terminal amino-acid acetyltransferase activity
Source: RefSeq, a predicted model, not a curated record